This is a messenger RNA of Hypoxylon trugodes, 2092 nucleotides long. RefSeq lists its product as uncharacterized. The record is from RefSeq and is a predicted model, not a curated record. The transcript has 4 exons. NCBI's taxonomy places the organism in Eukaryota, Fungi, Ascomycota, Sordariomycetes, Xylariales, Hypoxylaceae. Gene Ontology annotation, molecular function: dipeptidase activity. The coding region runs from base 405 to 1691 and encodes 428 amino acids.
CAAAUCGGCAAGUGCCUAUUAUCUUCAAGACUAAAAGCGAUCUCCUUGAAAUGCGACUAACUGACGUGCGUAUCGCCCUAGCCAUGUGCUUCCCUGGUAGGUAACUACCCUAAAGGGGAAGUCUCAGGCAAUCGUCGCAGAGCUCGCAGACACUAAACGUGUGGGGUAGAUAGGUACCCGAUUAGGGAGUUGCAAUGCCUCGGGACCUCAGUGUCAGGGUAAUAGAUAGGCUAAUUGCAACUUGAACCUCGAAAGUCUUGGGAAGUCAUCAAGGUUCACGCAAUCACGUGUUUAAUGUUCUUCUCUUCUUGAAUCCUUGGAUAAAGAAAAUAUUCCUUACCUUUUAUUUCAUCUUGGUAUUUUGAUGUUGAAGCCGGAAGUUACCAAUAGUCGAAACUAUCGCAAUGGACAACCAAUUCGACGACUUCGUCUUUAUCACACAUGAAGAUGCUGACUUAGCUCAAUCUAAGCCGGGGUACCUUAGCGAGAUCGGAGAUUUCAUUAACAGCAUAGCCGAUGAUUUAUGGCCUGUCAAUAAGAAGAUUCACGACAACCCAGAGCUCGGUUACGAGGAGUUUAUCGCCCAUGAGACCUUGACGAAAUUCAUGGCUAGUAGGCCAGGAUGGAAAGUCACACCAUCUGCCUAUGGAUUGGCCACGGCUUGGGUUGCUGUCUUCGAUAGUGGGAAGAAGGGUCCGGUCGUGUCUUUCAAUGUAGAAAUGGAUGCAUUGGAUGGCAUUGGGCAUGCCUGUGGUCAUAAUCUUAUUGCUACAGCUUCUGUAGCUGGUGGAUUGGCGACAGCGGAGAUAAUGAAAAAGCAUGGAUUGAAGGGUAAAGUUGUCAUGUUCGGAACUCCCGCAGAAGAAGGCGGAGGCGGCAAAAUCAAACUCUUGGAAGCCGGGGCGUAUAGAGAUCAUAAUGUUGAUAUCAACUUGAUCUCUCAUCCUGGAAUCACUAAAGAUACUGCUCUAAUGCGAACGUCUGCGUACACUGCGUUCAAGGUUGAAUAUUUUGGUCGGGAGGCCCAUGCUGCAGCGAGCCCUUGGCUGGGUAUUAACGCGCUAGAUGCGUUAAUUACAGCGUAUAAUGCGCUAUCUGUUCUCCGCCAACAGACGAUGCCAGGGGAUGUUAUACAGGGCAAUAUCACAGAUGGCGGGGUUCGACCUAACGUAAUCCACGCAUACACGGCCGGCAACUUUGUGACCCGCGCAAACACCCAAGAGAGGGUGAAGGAGUUGAAAAAGAAAGUUGACGCUUGCUUUGAAGCAGGAUCAACAGCGACAGGCGCAAAAUUUCAGAUGACUCCGGUGCAGUCUUAUGCAGACCAUGUUCCUAAUCGAGUGCUAGGUGCUUCUUAUCGAAAGUAUUUCAAUGCGCUUUCGCCUCCUCAGCCGAUUCCGGGAAAUGAUGACCUUGGAGAGAUUGAGGGUCGGACAAUGGCUAGUACUGAUCAAGGAGAUAUAAGCUAUGCAAUGCCCAGCUUGAGCGCAGGAUUUGCGAUUCAACCAGGUCCAGGAGGGAAUGGACCUCACAAUCCAGAGUUUGCUGGGGCAGCUGGAACCAGGGAUGCAUUUGAGAGGUGUUUGAGAGUAGGGAAAGCGCUUGCAGGUACAGCUACAGAUGUUUUGACGGAAGAUGGUCUUCUAGCGAAAGUGAAGAAGGAAUGGCAGAGGGAUAUUAAACGAAAUUAACGCCGAAAACUGGGGGUUUGUAUAGGGAGCGUCUUUACUUAUGAGACCAACAAGAAAUCAUUUGGUAUCAAUUGGCCAGCAAACCAAUGAAAUCGCGGAGUAAAUAAUUGGGAAAUCUGAAGGUUUUCAUGUUGGCCAAUAGUCCUUCCUGAUUAAGAGUAAAGUAUAUAUGUAUGUGAUCGCUACUUCGAUUAUUGUGAUUGUAAGGUGCGAACGUUGCUCAGCUUGGUUGGAAUUGGGAGUAAUGAGGUAGUAGCUCUGGAACAGCUGCUGGAAUUCAAAAUACAAGGGAGGAUCGACUAAAUUACAGCGCUAAUAAAGAAGGAAGAACCGCUGUCACGUGGCGAUAGAGGGGACGUAAUGGACUUUUUAGUAUAGCGAUAAGAAAAUAAUCUAAAGAG